GAUCGAUGUCAAAGUGAAGAAGAAGACGAAAAAAACCCCCACGUGUCCUUUCACCCACACUCCCUAGUGCUCCCUCUGCUCUGUCUCCAUGUUCCUCUGUCAUCACUUCUGAAUCUCAUAAGUCAUAAGCCAAACACGACCUUACUCAUCACAACAAUCCAACACUCUCUAUCUCUGAAACAACAUAACUCCAAUUCUGAAUAAAACAAGAUGGAAACAGAAGAAGAGAAUUCACUUAACGCAGCACUAAUAGAAGCUAUUCUCAGGGAGCAAGAGGAAGAAGAUCAAGCUCACAGAAGAAGAGCAGCGUUUAAUUAUGUACCCCCGCCGCAGCUGAACAACCAAUGGCAAACGGUUUCCUAUAACAAACGGAACCGGAACAAAUCCUCUAAGCAGUCUGUAACCGCCGAUCUUGACGGUGCCGCCGCCUCUUCCUCCUCUGCUGCAGCUUCUGAUUCUGUCUUCAGCUCCGUUGAGCGCCACUCCGAGGAGCGUCGACGCCGGAUCGCUGAGGCUCAGAUCGCCGGCGAUAAUGCCUCGUCCGAUGCUGCUCCGCAGAGAUCGCUGCGGCAUUCCGAUGAUGAUGAGGACGAUGACGGUGGCGAUGCCGACCAGGGAGGUGCUCUGAAUGGCUCUUCUCAGGCGAAGAAGGUGAAACAAAAGAAGCCGAAGAAGCCAAAGGUGACGGUGUCAGAGGCAUCUUCAACGAUCAAUGCUGAUGAUCUUGCCGCGUUUCUCGCUGAGAUCACGGCUUCAUAUGAAUCUCAGGAAGACAUUUUGUUGAUGCGAUUUGCUGAUUAUUUUGGCCGCGCCUUCUCAUCUGUCGGAGGAGCUCAAUUCCCAUGGUUUAAGACUUUCAAAGAAUCUCCAGUUGUAAAGAUUGUUGAUAUCCCUCUUUCACAUAUCUCGGAGGAUAUUUAUAAAUUAUCAACUGAAUGGAUUGGCCAUCGAUCAUCCGAAGCACUUGGGUCCUUUGUGCUAUGGUCGUUGGACAGCAUUCUUGCAGACCUUGCAAUUCAUCAGGGUGUUGUUAAGGGAAAUAAAAAGGUGGUCCAGCAGCAACCUUCGGCAAAAUCUCAGGUUGCCAUAUUUGUGGCUUUAGCGAUGAUAAUUCGACGAAAACCUGAUGUCAUGAUUAGUUUAUUGCCAAUAAUGAAGGAGAGUCAAAAAUAUCAAGGUCAGGAUAAACUUCCUCUCAUUAUUUGGGUGAUAGCUCAGGCUUCUCAAGGAGAUCUAGUUGUAGGGUUGUACUUGUGGGUCUCUCUUCUCUUACCUAUGCUCUGCGGCAAAUCCAGUUGUAAUCCACAGUCGAGAGACUUGAUUUUGCAGUUGGUUGAAAGAAUUAUUGCAUAUCCCAAAGCUCGGCCUAUCUUGCUAAAUGGGGCUGUCAGAAAGGGGGAGCGCGUUGUGCCGCCAUCAGCUCUUGACACUCUAUUGAGAAUCACUUUUCCUCCUCCUUCAGCCCGGGUCAAAGCCACUGAGAGAUUCGCAGCUGUUUAUCCAACAUUAAAGGAGGUAGCCCUGGCGGGAUCGCCUGGAAGCAAAGCAACAAAGCAACUUGCGCAGCAGAUAUUAAGCUUUGCAAUUAAAGCUGCUGGAGAAGCCAAUUCUGACCUAUCAAAGGAGGCCAGUGACAUUGUUAUGUGGUGCUUGGCUCAGAACCCUGAAUGUUACAAGCAAUGGGUGAGCACAACAGAAUAAUAUUUCAUUCCUUUUUUGGAUGUUGAAUUUUUCAUAUGA
This is a messenger RNA of Arachis duranensis, 1740 nucleotides long. RefSeq lists its product as uncharacterized. The coding region runs from base 211 to 1701 and encodes 496 amino acids. Gene Ontology annotation, cellular component: Golgi apparatus; endoplasmic reticulum. NCBI's taxonomy places the organism in Eukaryota, Viridiplantae, Streptophyta, Magnoliopsida, Fabales, Fabaceae. The record is from RefSeq and is a predicted model, not a curated record. The transcript has 8 exons.